Molecule: messenger RNA, 1676 nt
Organism: Daldinia decipiens
Lineage: Eukaryota; Fungi; Ascomycota; Sordariomycetes; Xylariales; Hypoxylaceae
Exons: 4
Coding region: 91-1446 (451 amino acids)
Source: RefSeq, a predicted model, not a curated record
UUGGACAGGUCUGUAAAUACAACCACUGUUGUUACCUCUUCCUUUAAUCACCUUACAUCCUAACACAUUUACCUGCCAAAGACCGCCAAUAUGGCUUCUCUCGUCCUCGAGUUUGUUGAUGUCCUAUUGAGCGCUGUCCAACUUGGAGAUUCGGAGAAAGGUAUGCUUUCAAGCUACUUUCAGAAGCAUGCUGAGCAUGCCAAUGGAAAUAAGUUAGCAGCGCAAGCUUUGGAAGUAGUCCUCACGUCUCUUGAAUCGAAUCCGGCUAUUACCGGUCUUCAUCGAGAGGUUCUUCAGAACUUGGUCUGUCUCCUCCAGAGUGAGGCUACUGGUACCCAGGAGAAGCAGCCGACUUCGACCCAUCACGCUUUAAAGCCCAUGGAUACUAAGACUUCCACUAGUCUCAAAUCUGUCCAUGAUGGAGCUAUCUGUCUCAAUCGUGGGGCUUCUUUCAGUCAUGGGUCUUCUUCCAUGAAUAGAGUUGUCGGAACCCAUAAGGAAUACAGCUUGAAACACUCCAUUUACCAGGAUGGUGAUAGUUUCUCCCAGCAUGGUUCCUCAUCGUCAGCAACCAGUAGUGCAAGACUGGUAUCUGACGGAGUCUUCGAUACCGCGAUUAAUCCGACUCUUACGAAAUUUGCAGACGACACAGUGACUCGCGGUAUUCAGCAUACGGAGUUGGAGAACCCUGAACCCACUUCUCUUAGACCUGUCGACCUUAUCAACGUCCCCACCAAGAGGGUAUCCGGUUCAGCCGCAUCUCCUCUUUUCAUCACAACUGACGACUCCGGACUUCUUGUCCGCAGCGGGGAAUACGGGAGGUCAAAUCGUAGGAUGUUACCCCACGAAUGGCGAGAGCCUAUUCCUCUUGGAAAGUUGCAAGGCACAAAGGAAUUGCAAGCUAUUGAGGCCGCCGAGGAGCAACUCCGUGUCUCUGGAAAUUCUGGGGUUCAAUCCGACAAUGAGAUCGUCGAGGAUUUUGUUCAGCAGCUUACUAAGUACAACACGGAGGACUCGUGGGUUGGCGAAUCCCCUAAUGCGAAGCAAGGUAAAGCCACCGACUAUAACCACUGGGGUAGCUAUCAACCGGAAAACUCAAGAUAUGCUUCCCAACGCCGAGAGCCGCGUCGUAGCGGGGGAGAUUCUACUAGAGCAGAACAGCCGACACAGAACAGCAAAGGUGCUCCCCAACUCGAGAGCCAGGGCGGUUGUCGUACCCCUCCGCGUCGUCGCUAUAUGGGUAGGCUGAGGUCCGAUUCAGUCUUCGGCUGGGGUCCGGGAAGUGAAGAGAAUAAUACUUCCUUUAGGAAGUGGAAAGAUACUGUUAAAGUCAGAGGCUCCCCGACACCAUCAGAGUCUGUCUCCCAGCAUGCUGUGAGCUGGACAUCCGAUUUAGCGGAGAACCUGCGAAAUCAUCCACCGAAGCUUACAGGGGAUAUCUGGUGAAUUGCCAUCCAAACAAAUUCGCCAACUUAAUUGGGCGCUGCUCUCGAUCGAAUUCUCGCUGUCAAACAGCAUCUGACGUAGGGAUUGAUUCGAUGCUUCCUGAUGGUCUAUACGCAUCCGUGUUUUUCAUUUUUACACUGUUUCAUGACAUUUGGCAAGGCGGUCUCUUUACAAUGGAUUGCCAACCAAGCUUGAUAAUUGCCACGAUGAAUUGUUGAGUUUGAAUGAAG